This is a messenger RNA of Arachis stenosperma, 856 nucleotides long. RefSeq lists its product as uncharacterized. The coding region runs from base 100 to 381 and encodes 93 amino acids. NCBI's taxonomy places the organism in Eukaryota, Viridiplantae, Streptophyta, Magnoliopsida, Fabales, Fabaceae. The record is from RefSeq and is a predicted model, not a curated record. Gene Ontology annotation, cellular component: mitochondrion. The transcript is spliced from 3 exons.
AGCUAUGCAGCUAGCUAGGUGCUCGGUCGUUUUCUUCUUCGAGUUUGAGGGAUUGCUACUGCGAUUUGACGAAGAAGAAGAAGAAGAGGAGGAAUCUGAAUGGGGUACGUACAAGAGGCGCGAGAGAAUCAUGUCAAGAAGAAAGUGGAAGAAGCUUUGCGCAGCAAAAUGAAACAGAAGGCCCUGAAAGAGUGUGAUCAAUACACUUCCAAAUAUGCUCAAUGCGCCUCUGGCAAAACCAUCUCUGUCGUUUGGCAGUGUCGGAAGCAAGCUAAAGAAUUGAAUGAUUGUCUUCAUCAAUUCACUAAUGAUACAGUUCUGGAGGAAAUGAAGAAAGACUACAUGCUACAACAUGGUGUGGAGGGCACUGCUAGAGUCUAGCCUAGUUAAAUGCCGAUGCGAAUGCCAAAGAUUGUCAUAUGCUCAAUUAAGCUGGUGCAUGGUGCAUUCGAACCAUCCUUGUGUUUGUAAACUUUCCAGAAAUUUGGAUUCAGUUAGAACAAGAAUGAAAGAACUUCCAAAAUGUUUGAUGAUUCUUGCGCAUGAAAUAUUCUAGUAGUAGAAGGAAUUGAAGUCAGGACUUGAGAGGUUAUUUGAGGGGAAAUAGAUAUAUUGAGUUUAAGUCUUGAUUUUCUUUGUUUAAAGCUUUCCAAUGCAUUUAUUUCACUCCGUGGCUUGAAUAAUCCAGACAGAGCUGUUGUCUCAUGACUCAUCGUUUAGCCGAAACAAAUUGGCUUUCUUGUUUUUUAUGUUUUUACAUUGAACACAUAUUAAACUAGUUUCUCUGUAUUGUAAGCCGAUUGAGAUUUUCUAAUACUUGGAUAGUUGGAUUGGAAUGCUUUGUAUUAUAGAAACA